Messenger RNA from Pimephales promelas (fathead minnow), 962 nucleotides. Lineage: Eukaryota; Metazoa; Chordata; Actinopteri; Cypriniformes; Leuciscidae. The record is from RefSeq and is a predicted model, not a curated record.
GGGAAAAGGUCAAAGCCAUCAGGUGCACAAUUUAGGGAAAAAAAAGAAGAGGAGAAACGAGCAAAAACUAAAGACCUCUGUAGCUCUCUCUGAUGCCCACCGGAGGGCACCCUCAACUGAGUAUUGACUUUUCCGGACUCCAUUUCCCAUGCACCCCGUACAGACUAAUCACCUGCACAGAGCUGCAGUAGAUUCAUCUUAAUGUUGUGUAGAGGGAAGCAGAAUCAUUCUGAAGUGUUUUCAUCUCGACAACAUGAAGAUCGUUCAGCUUCAGCUCUGUGUGUUCAUCUGUUUUCAAACUGCCGUCUCAGAUCAACUCACUGAUCUGGGAUCAAAUGUGACCAUAAACUGUGAUCUUGAUGAAAAUGAGGUUUAUUGGAUUUUGCUGAAAACACCAGAUCCUCCAAAAGUGAUUCUAUGGUUAAUACCAUCCACGUCAGAACCUUAUUACUUUAAAAAAACACUCAGAAAGAAAUAUUCAGUGCAAUUUAAACACCGUCUGGUUAUUAAUAAUGUGACUGUUGAUGAAUUAGGAGUUUAUUACUGUAUGAACACACACACUCCUCCAAAAUUCAGCAACGGCACCAGUCUGACCUUCACCGCGGUGGAGUUUAUUGAUCAGAAUCAGAAACAAAGUCAGAUUAUUAUCAUCAUAUCUGGACUGAUGAACGGGCUUCUGCUCAUUGUGCUGAUCGGAGUAUUAAAGGUUUUUUUGUUGGAAACAGAAGGUCUGAAGAACGAUCACAACUCUGAUCUACAGCAGACGCGAGUUAUCGAAGAGCAUCAGGACCAGUUACAGGUGAAAUAUUGCAAACCAUCAUUUGAACUCAAAUUUAUUUCUGUCUUGAUCAUUAUUGAGAAUCUUGCUGACUUAUUGUAUUUCAACAAACUUAUUGUUUAGAGUUUGAAAUUAAUUUUGGUUCAGCAACAACUCCCACUGAAGUACUGUUUCCCUCAUUGUU